AUGGACUCACCUCCGAAAAAUAUUCUGGCUGUUCCAUCCGCAUCUGCUGGUGAUACGAUACAACGGUCUACUUUGAAGGAAUUAGAUCAGUGGAUUGAGAAGUUGUAUAACUGUGAGCAACUCUCUGAGAUGCAAGUGAAAAUAUUGUGCGAAAAGGCAAAGGAAAUACUUCAAAAGGAAUCCAAUGUUCAAGAGGUGAAAUGUCCUGUAACAGUGUGUGGUGAUGUUCAUGGACAAUUUCAUGACUUAUUAGAGCUUUUUAAAAUGGGUGGGAAAGCUCCUGACACCAAUUACCUGUUUAUGGGUGACUACGUCGAUAGGGGAUACCAUUCCGUCGAAACUGUCACACUACUAGUAUGCUUAAAGGUACGUUACAAGGAGCGUGUUACCAUCUUGCGUGGGAACCAUGAAUCACGUCAGAUUACUCAGGUUUAUGGAUUUUAUGACGAGUGUUUGCGUAAAUAUGGUAAUUCUAAUGUUUGGAAACACUUCACAGAUCUGUUCGAUUAUCUUCCUUUGACAGCUCUUGUUGAUGGGCAGAUAUUUUGCUUACAUGGUGGUCUCUCACCAUCUAUUGACAGUUUAGAUCACAUUCGUUCACUUGAUAGGCUUCAAGAAGUGCCUCACGAAGGGCCAAUGUGUGAUUUGCUAUGGUCAGAUCCAGAUGACCGCGGAGGUUGGGGUAUCUCACCACGAGGUGCUGGAUAUACCUUUGGUCAAGAUAUAUCUGAAACAUUCAACCAUGGCAAUAGUCUUACCCUAAUUUCUCGUGCUCAUCAGCUUGUCAUGGAAGGUUAUAAUUGGAGUCAUGAUCGUAACGUAGUAACAGUAUUCUCGGCACCAAAUUACUGUUAUCGUUGCGCGAAUCAAGCUGCAAUAGUUGAACUAGAUGACGAACUGCGGUAUUCAUUUUUGCAGUUUGAUCCAGCACCAAGAAAAUCGGAAACGAACGUUGUUCGACAAACCCCUGACUAUUUCCUUUGA
Thelazia callipaeda (thelaziosis nematode) is the source of this 984-nucleotide messenger RNA. The record is from the annotation of a GenBank genome assembly. NCBI's taxonomy places the organism in Eukaryota, Metazoa, Nematoda, Chromadorea, Rhabditida, Thelaziidae.